GGCGAGUGUAGGCAGCCAGUACGCAAAACCCCAGCUUGUCAAAAGCGUUUGAACUGGUGGCUGCGUAAGACCUGAGAGGACAAACAGGGAUGGAGCAAGAACCAGAGAGCGAACCCAGACGCAUUCGGGAAGGGUACCUCGUGAAGAAGGGGAGCAUGUUUAACACCUGGAAACCGAUGUGGGUGGUGCUGUCGGAAGACGGGAUCGAAUACUUUAAGAAGAAGACAGACAACAGCCCGAAAGGAAUGAUCCCUCUGAAGGGAAGUGCCCUUAUGAGUCCUUGCCAGGAUUUUGGAAAGAGAAUGUUUGUCGUCAAGCUCACCACUGCCAAACAGCAGGACCACUUCUUCCAAGCCUCGCACCUCGAGGAGAGGGAUGCUUGGGUGAAAGACAUCAGGAAAGCCAUCAAAUGCAUCGUGGACGGCAAAAGGUUCUCCAGGAAAUCUACUCGCAAGUCUAUCAAGCUGCCUUCGUCAAUCAACCUGGGUACUUUGUAUCUCUCCAUGAAGGACCCCGACAAAGGAAUAAGAGAAAUGAAACUGGAAAAGGACAAGAAAAUUUUCAAUCACUGCUUCACAGGCAGCUGUGUCAUUGACUGGCUACUGUCCAACAACUCCAUCCGGAACCGCCCAGAAGGUCUAGUGCUGGCAUCUGCCCUGUUGAACGAAGGCUAUUUUCAAGCUGCUGGAGGUGCUUCCAAGAGUGCGGCUGAAGGGUUGGCGGAAACUUCCUUCCUGGACCACGAGGAUGCCUUUUAUUACUUUGCAGACAGCGGGUUCUUCUGUGAAGGAAAUUCCAGUGACGACGAUACCGUCUUCAGUGAAGAGUUCAGAGGCACAGUGAUCAAGCAAGGAUGUCUACUGAAGCAGGGCCACCGGAGGAAGAACUGGAAAGUGCGGAAGUUUGUGCUGAGAGAGGAUCCCGCUUACAUCCACUACUUCGAUCCUGCUGGGGGAGAAGAACCACUGGGUGCUGUUCACCUGAGAGGCUGCGUGGUGACUGCGGUUGAAGACAACCCAAAUGGAAAGAAAAACGAAGUGGAAGGAAACCUCUUUGAAAUCAUCACUGCCAACGAAGUUCACUACAUGCUGCAAGCAGCGACUUCUGCUGAGCGUACGGAAUGGAUCAAGGCCAUUCAGAUUGUUUCCAGGACUGGAAAGUAAAAAAGAAGAAAGAAGAAGAAGAAAAAAGAA
This is a messenger RNA of Sphaerodactylus townsendi, 1193 nucleotides long. RefSeq names its product pleckstrin (gene PLEK). Lineage: Eukaryota; Metazoa; Chordata; Lepidosauria; Squamata; Sphaerodactylidae. Gene Ontology annotation, cellular component: plasma membrane. The coding region runs from base 90 to 1163 and encodes 357 amino acids. Gene Ontology annotation, biological process: actin cytoskeleton organization; intracellular signal transduction. The transcript is spliced from 9 exons. The record is from RefSeq and is a predicted model, not a curated record.